AAAAAAAAAAAGAGAUAAAACAGUUUCAUAAGCCCUUACUGAAAAUUACAUAUAACCACUGAAAUAGUAUGUUAAAGUUUUUAGCCUAAGAAUUUCCUCCAAAGGAUUUUAAGUGUGGUUUGGUUUUUUUUAGUACCGCAUUUUAGAUGGACUUACCUCCUCUCCUGAAGCAGUAUUUACAUAGAGUGUUCAAAGUAGUGGUGUGAAACUGUCCUUUUUGUUUGACGCACAACUUAAAAUUUUCUUGGAUGUAGCUGAUCUACUCUCUGAAGUGAUUUAUAAUUUUUGUGGGGGUUUUUUGUGGUUUUUUUUUGACAAAAGGACUUUUAAGGAAUCGACUAUUUGACUGUGAGGAGUUGGAGUUCAUGUGCACAGUGCUGCAAAAGCUUUACAAUGCUGUGACCCCAUAGUAAAAUAUAUUUGCUGAUUUCCUUUAGUUCCAGUAAUCUUAGUUUUAAAACAAUGUGUCAUUUUUUUUCCAGACAGAUUGUUACAGCUUUUCUGGUCACUUUAUACAUUUUUAAUGUGCCUAGUCCUGCUUUGGAUAUAGACACAACUUAAAGGACCAUGGAUAUAGAAACAAGUGAAACGGCAUGGGGGCUUGUGCUUGCUGAUGUGCUAGCUUAAGGUUGAAUUUAAGUGCUGUGUCCACCUUGGCAGCUGUGCAAGCAGAAUUAUCUAGAUGGAGGUUGAGAGGUAUUUGCUAGAAGUUAGCUGAAGACCAUCAUGUUACAUGGGCAGAAGCUUGGUGUUGCAGAUGGUUGAGCUGAUAAGGCUGAGGAGGUGCUCUCUGUUUAAAAUGUUGCCAUGAGAAUAGAGUGCGUGCUGUUACAAAACAGCCUCCAUCCUAGGAUUAUAGCGGAUUUGAAAAAUGAGCCCUUAGUUGUCUGGCAUUUCAGAUGUGCUGUUACAACUGCAAAUCUCAUUACCUUCACAGGAGAUGUGGGUGCACAGCCCUCUGAAAACCAGGCCAGAAAAUGCUUAAAUAAAGAGGAGAGAGAAGAGUUCAACCAAAGAAAGAGAAAAUGUUUAAUUUCCACCAGGGGUAGAUGGGAGUAGACUCUUCAUUCAUUCAGUGCAGGGAGGGGAGAUACCUAACUGCAACUCUUACCUUCUCAAGGAAGUCUUUGGUAGUUUUCAGCUCUUCCAACUUCUCUCUCUCCCUGAUGUUUCUGCUCCUGGUGUUUUUUAUAUGCUUACACUUCCCUGAGGUACAUUUCUGCUUCCUGACUACGUCAGCCUUGCUCAGCUGUCCUGGAAUUUUCAGGUCCCAGAGUCCCAGCCUCUGCCUUGCUGCAGGGACAGGCCAUCAUUGUCCUCAAGUGAAUAUAGAAUAUUAUACACAAUCAUGCUAUCUAGCAUCAUUUAACCUGCAUAUGUGAGGAGGCUGCUUUUCUAUUGCUGUGGGAACCAUAGCUUCAUUUUCUUGCGUAUUUUUCUUGUAUUUUAAGAGUUUUCAUUCAGUGUUGUGCUGACAGCCUUCCUUGCAAAUCUGUUUCGUGGCUGGCUUUUUAGAGCAUGCUAUUAAAUGCAGUUAGCUGGGCAAAUUGUUAAAAGUAGACCUUGUUUUAAAUGCGGUUGGAAUAGGGAGAUAAAAAGCACAGUACUGAGAAACUAACAAUCUUGUUUCAUUUUGUGCAGGAACAUGCAGCUGCUGUCAGCUCUGAUAUAUGCUAUGUUGCGCAGUUAUAUGUAAACCAAGAACUUCUUCAACUUAAACUACUAGCAAAAUAAGAGCUACAAUAAAAGAUUUUUGGAUUAUAUAAAGUCAGAAAAAUGCCAGAUGCUUGGUGAUUCUUGUCAGCAACACAAUGCAGGGAAAUGAUACUCAGUCCUCAGGAGGCCCAGUAUGGGAUGAAGUACUUCCCUGUGCUCAGUAUUCAUAUCUCCAGGCUGAUACACUAAUUUUCACUGGUCUGCUCUCAAGGCUGAUUGGUGCUUAUCCAGAAAUGUGCUUUCUGCAAUGAGGAUUCAGUGGGAGAGAGGUAAUUUGGACUUGAUAGAGGCACAGGGGCGCAAAUUCUACUUUCUAGUUAGAAAAUAAUCCUGUAUGAAACAAAAUAACCCAUCAUCCAUUUGAAGACCAGUAGCCAUUUCUUACUAAAGCAUAUGCAGUGUUCAGUUUUGCCUCAGUGUGAAAUAUUUUAAUCAUUUUCUCUUGCUGAACUUCUUAGAACAUUUUAAUACCUUCUGUUGAAACCAUCCUCGCUGAAGAAAAACAAUGUGUAGUUUUAAGUUGUGGAAGUUCUGUCUGAUUAAUCAACAGAGAUUGAAAUCUGACAAUUUGAAACAGUAAACCCCCUUAUUACUUGGAGAGGUAAUUAUAAAUGACUCAACAAAUUUUGCUUUCAUAAACUUCAGAUUUGGAUGUGCCAGAAUUCUUGAUACUAAUGUUAUAUCUUGUGUUUCCAGUCUGUUCAAGACUGAGUUUCUGCUCAUGGGUGAUGUGAGUUGAAGAGGUAUCAGUCUUCCUACAGAAGCAUAAUCAUUUACAUGCCAUUACCCAAAAGGGUUUGCUUCACAUCCUCCUACUAGCAGCACUGCAACUGAAAAUUUUAAUCUGAAUGCUUCCCAAAUGAAUGUAUGUCCCUGGGGCUGUGGCUGAUGGCCAUGUCACCUGUUUGAUCUCCCAUAGUCUUGUAAUUUAAGGUGGGACUGUGUUUGUAUGGAAACCUUCUAGGAAAAAUUAUCUCUACAAAGAAGUGCUGUUGAUAUUUCACUAAGUGUACCUCAUCUAUACAGGGUGCAGCUAUGCUGCUGGUUACUAAUAGCUCAGAUGAGGUGUAAAUUAAGGGCCUUACCACUUCAGUCAAAAGGUUAUAUGAAGUAUGAAUAGGAGCUUUUGUCUGUGUAUCCUGCUGGAUUUCUGAAUUGGGUAACUUAAUUGAAAUCUGAGCAUUAAAAUAUUCCUCAGGUAGCAUCACCCAGCGGAAUCUGUUGUUUAAGCCACAAACCUGCUAAAACUUCCUGCAGCACUGUUAACUUGCUGGAGUGCAUGCUACAGUAGCUCCAUGUCAGUAAAGGUACCGUAAAUGUGGUUUAUAAUUAGCUUUGGAGUCCUUCGCAAUGAAACGUACGUUAUAAAUGUAAGAUUGCCCUUAUUACAUUUCUUAUCUCUUGUCUUUAACACUUUGUUUUGUACAGCAGGAUAUGAUCCUUCUUCUAUGUCCGGGCUUUGGCCUCACACAGUAGGUGUAAUAUAAUCCCUGAGGUGGGCGUUCUGGAAGGAGAAUUAUUUUUGGAGGCUUUUGCAUGAAACUUGUCCAAUGAGUCUGAGACGCCCAAGCACCAUUAAUUUUGGAGGAAAAAGAUGGAGUAUUGCAUGCUGGGAACAAGUGCUUUCCAUAAGGUACAGCAGCAGCUCAUGAUGCCCCGUAAAGCUUUUCUUUCCCAGAAAGAAAAGCAGGCUCGUGCCAGGGAAAGGGAUAUGUUAAAAAAGAGGAGGAGGCGACAAGACUAUCUCAAAAGAAGCGUGGAGCCGCAGAAAAAUGCAGAAACAAUAAAAUGGCACAGGGAUGAUGAGAAGAGGAGAGAAAAUGAGCAAGUUAAGGACAAAGAUAUCAAGAAGCGGUGGAGACAGGAUGAGAGAGAACGACGAAAGAAUGUGGACGCUAUGAAUUGGCGCAGGGAAGAUGAGAAGAGGGAAAAUGAGCGAGAAACUAUGUUCCAACUUCCUGUCAACAACCUUGGCAGUUUAAGAAAGGCCCGGAAAACUGUGAAAAAAAUACUUAGUGACAUUGGUUUGGAAUACUGUAAAGAACAUAUAGAAGAUUUUAAGCAGUUUGAACCUAAUGACUUUUAUUUGAAAAACACUACAUGGGAAGAUGUAGGAUUGUGGGACCCAUCGCUUACAAAAAAUCAGGACUAUCGGACAAAGCCCUUUUGCUGCAGUGCGUGUCCAUUUUCCUCAAAGUUCUUUUCAGCCUACAAAAGCCACUUCCGGAAUGUUCACAGUGAAGACUUUGAAAAUAGGAUUCUCCUUAAUUGUCCUUACUGUACUUUCAAUGCGGACAAAAAGACUUUGGAAACGCACAUUAAAAUAUUUCAUGCUCCAAACGCCAAUACACCGAGUGGAGGCAUCAGCACUUUUAAAGAUAAAAACAAACAUGAUAGCCUUAAACCUAAGCAGGCUGACAGUGUAGAACAAGCUGUUUAUUACUGUAAGAAGUGCACUUACCGCGAUCCUCUGUAUGAAAUAGUUAGAAAGCACAUUUACAGGGAACAUUUUCAGCAUGUUGCUGCUCCUUACGUAGCAAAGGGAGGUGAAAAGUCACUCAAUGGUGCAGUUCCGUUAAGUUCCAGUACCCGAGAGGAGGGUAGUAUUCACUGCAAAAGAUGCCUUUUUAUGCCGAAAUCAUACGAAGCUUUAGUACAGCAUGUUAUCGAAGACCAUGAACGUAUAGGAUAUCAGGUAACAGCAAUGAUAGGUCACACUAAUGUAGUGGUUCCAAGAUCUAAACCUUUGAUGCUAAUAGCUCCAAAACCACAGGAUAAAAAGCCUAUGGGACUCCCUCAGAGGAUGGGUCCCCUUUCCCCUGGAAGUGUUCGAUCUCUUUCGUCCCAGCAGAUGAUGAACAGACUCACUAUACCAAAGCCUACAUUAAAUUCCGCAGGAGUGAAUAUGAUGUCAAAUGUUCACCUACAACAGAACAAUUACGGAGUCAAAUCAGUACCGCCAAGUUACGUUGGUCAGCCAGGGGGAAGGCUAAACUUAAGUGGUAACGCACCAGUUUCUAUUCCACAACAAUCGCAGACAAUGAAACAGUUUUCAGCAAGUGGAAAUGGAAGGCCUUAUACUCUUGGAGGGGAGCAGCGAUCACAGGCCUCAGCCAGAUACUCUCUUCAGUCUGCCAAUUCAUCUUCUCUUUCGUCAGCUCAGUUGAAACAGACGUCAUUAUCACAGUCACAGGCAGCUUCGAGAGUAUUAGGUCAGUCUGGCUCCAAAUCUCCUGUAGCUGCUACAGGUCCUUCCGCUGUCAAUACAUCAUCCACACAGAAGUGGAAAAUCUGUACAAUCUGUAAUGAGCUGUUUCCUGAAAAUGUGUAUAGUGUCCACUUUGAAAAGGAGCACAAGGCUGAAAAGGUGCCUGCAGUAGCUAACUAUAUAAUGAAAAUACACAAUUUCACUAGCAAGUGUCUAUACUGUAAUCGCUAUUUACCCACUGAUACAUUGCUUAAUCAUAUGUUAAUACAUGGUCUGUCUUGUCCGUAUUGCCGUUCAACCUUCAAUGAUGUGGAAAAGAUGGCUGCUCAUAUGCGAAUGGUUCACGUUGAUGAAGAAAUGGGACCUAAAACCGAUUCCACUCUAACGUUUGAUUUGACGUUGCAGCAGGGUAGUCACACGAACAUACAUCUUCUCGUAACAACCUACAACCUGAGAGAUGCUCCUGCUGAAUCUGUAGCUUACCAUGCUCAGAAUACCCCCCCGGUUCCUCCAAAACCACAGCCGAAAAUCCAGGAGAAGUCUGACGUACCUGUAAAAAGUUCUCCACAAGCAGCAGUUCCCUACAAAAAAGAUGUGGGGAAAACUCUCUGUCCUCUGUGCUUUUCAAUCCUAAAAGGACCCAUCUCUGAUGCACUUGCACAUCAUCUACGGGAGAGGCAUCAAGUAAUUCAGACGGUUCAUCCAGUCGAGAAAAAGCUAACCUACAAAUGCAUCCAUUGCCUUGGUGUAUAUACUAGUAACAUGACUGCCUCAACUAUCACACUGCACCUUGUUCACUGCAGAGGUGUUGGGAAGACACAGAAUGGCCAGGACAAAGGUACGUCGUCAUCUCGGCUAAGCCAGUCUCCAGCUGUCGCACCUGUGAAACGUACUUACGAACACAUGGAAUUCUCGCUAAUGAAGAAGAGGAAAAUGGAUGACGAUGACUCCCCCUCUGCCUUUGAGGAAAAGCCCGAAGAACCUGUAGUUCUAGCAUUAGACCCCAAGGGUCAUGAAGACGAUUCCUAUGAAGCCAGGAAAACAUUUCUUACAAAAUAUUUUAAUAAGCAACCAUAUCCCACUAGGAGAGAGAUCGAAAAGCUGGCUGCCAGUUUGUGGCUAUGGAAAUCUGAUAUUGCGUCUCAUUUCAGUAACAAAAGGAAGAAAUGUGUUAGAGAUUGUGAAAAAUACAAACCUGGUGUGCUGCUUGGUUUCAAUAUGAAAGAGUUAAACAAAGUCAAACAUGAAAUGGAUUUUGAUGCUGAAUGGCUGUUUGAAAACCACGACGAAAAGAAUUCCAGAGUCAAUGUUAGUAAGACUGUUGAUAAAAAAAUAAGCUUGGAAAAAGACAAUGAAAGUUCCUCAGACAGCUAUGAAAAUAUAGAAGAGGAGUACAAUGAAAGUGGCAGUCCGUUUGGUCAGCACAUUUCUGACAUGGGUGGGAAAACCUCUUCUGAUAGCAUAGUGGAGAACCCGGAGGACAGCAUAUCCAAGGAAAUCAUUGAAGAAAGUACACUGCAGUCUCCAGAGAAGUCUGAUCAAAAACAAGAGGAAAGUGCUAAGUACGAAGAGAUUAUUUCUGCUGAAGAACCAGCAAAACUGGUAGGUGAUGUUUCAGAUAGCGAAGGUGACCAGGAUGAUCAAGAUGAUGCUGUUGAAUGGAAAGAUGGAGCCUCACAGUCUGAAAGUGGGCCUGGUUCUCAGCAGGUUUCUGAUUUUGAAGACAAUACGUCAGAAGUAAAGCCAGAAGUGUGGACAGAUGAAUCCUCCCAAAGUGAAGAUGCCGGCAGCAGUAAACCGACAGUUGAGACAAAAGAGGGUGGAUCUGAAAGUGAUGAAGAGCAGUCAAAGUGGAAGAAUCGUUCCUAUGGAAAAGUAGAAGAGUUUUGGUCUAAGGACCAGUCACAAUGGAAAAAUGCAUCAGAGAUUGAGGAGAGCUUGUCGAAUCAGCAGAUGGAAUGGCAGAAUAGCACAAUUGACAGUGAGGAUGGAGAUCAGUUUGACAGCGUGACUGAUGGAGUAGCAGAACCAAUGCAUAGCAGCUUAACUGGUGUAGAGCUGAGCAGCCAGCAAGUGUGAGCUGCUCGAUGCGGAAGUGUCAGUGAUGUGAUCCAAUCUACAGCUGUCUCAACACUUUCAUUUCAGUAUGACUGCUGAGCUUCGAUUCUAAUUGGUACUGCCUUUCGAGUGCUAGGGCAUGGCGUGUGGUGGUCGUGGCCGCUGUUACUCCAGUGGUUAUUUAAGGAUGCUGUUGGCUAAUCUUGCUUGAGAAUACCUGCUGGGAUGAGCACAGUAACUUAAUGUGAAAACGGAUAAGCUGGUGGCUCCAGAAUGCACACAGAGAAAAGCAGAGGUUUAUUUUAUCUGCAUUUUCAACAUUUAUUUCACUCUUGUACAUGUUCAGUUGUAUGUCUUUUUAAACAUUACCCUUUUUCACAUGGUAGUGUAGGGCCAACCAUACAAGCUACCAGUUCAACGUGUAUAGUAGACUAUGGGGAAAUUGAUUUUUUUUCAUGUAUCAUUCUGAAUAGUUGAAAUGUAUAUUUGUACAGUCUUUUAGACCUAUUCAAGUGAAGCUUAUGAAAUUGUUCUUGUGUACCCAUCAUAGAUUUGUUUCUCUUUUUUAGUGUUGCCCUGCUGUGUAAUAAAUGCUGUAUCUAGUUUACCUAGCAAAAGCUUGAAACUGCUAUAGUAUGAAUUUUGACAAACUUAGUUUUUGCACAUAACCUUGUACAAUCUCGAAACAGAGGCCAGCGACAUAAAAAAAUAUAUCUGGACUCUAUUGUAUUAUAGAAUUUUCUUGUUCUGAAUAUCCUUGACAUUACAACUGAUGACAAACGUAUUUCAGAGCCAUUUUCUGAAAUCUUUUAAGCUAAAAAAGAAAAAUCACAUGCAAGAAACAAGUUUGCAGCUACUAAUUUUGACACCUUUUAGAUCUGUAUAAAAGUGUAUUGUGUUGAAGCAGCACACUAAGACAAAAGUGCUGUGUUUUGGAUAUUUAGUUUUAUCUUUAGUUAACACCAACAAGGUGUUGUAUUCAUUUAUACCAUCUAAUAUAUGACACACUGUUGUAGUAUGUAUAAUUUUGUGAUCUUUAUUUCCCUUUGUAUUCUUCAUUUAAGCAUCUAAAUAAAUUGCUGUAUUGUGCUUAAUGUAAA
Falco peregrinus (peregrine falcon) is the source of this 8082-nucleotide messenger RNA. It is a transcript of the gene ADNP, whose product is annotated as activity dependent neuroprotector homeobox. Gene Ontology annotation, cellular component: nucleus. Lineage: Eukaryota; Metazoa; Chordata; Aves; Falconiformes; Falconidae. The coding region runs from base 3311 to 7003 and encodes 1230 amino acids. The record is from RefSeq and is a predicted model, not a curated record. Gene Ontology annotation, molecular function: DNA binding. The transcript has 6 exons. Gene Ontology annotation, biological process: regulation of gene expression.